AUCUGCAUCUUUACACUGACAAAAAAAAGUCUCUCUAUGAGUUUGAACCAGCCCAGAAGAAAGAGCGUCUGCUCACAUGACGAGGAGGUGUGCUCUCUGAAAGAUACUCCUGUUAAAGCUCUUUUAGUUUUUGGUUAUUUUACUUCUAAAGAAUUAAUAACUAGUGUCUUACAUAAACUGAGCUAUACAUGAAAUUCACUUGUUACUAUUGAUCUAUUUCUGUGGUCAAAUCAGCCGUCACUAGAUUUUUUGUGUGAGUUUCAUACAAUAUUUACAGUGGAAGGACUGAGAACGCUGGAAAAUCUCAGAACUUCUUGAUGUGACCAUGGAAAUGUGAAUGGCGGCUCAUUUGACCGCAGUUGGAAAAGAUUGUAAAUUGCUUUGGAGACACAGAACUAUCAUAAUCAGGGAGGGAGGAGCUCAGCUCCAAAAGCCACGCCCCCUCAGAGGAGAUUUUGGAAACAGAUGCUUCAGUUUAACAUAAAAAAUUGCUUUUAAGGCAUUUAGUUUUGGGAUUUUGUUUAAGAACCUCAUAAAUAAAAUACUACUGGAAACAUUUUUUUUUAAUUUAAAAAAAAAGUCACUAAACUUGUGAUGGAGACUGCGUCAUUCGAGAUUUUGAUCGAUAAAACUAACAACAUCCAGGAAAAAACAGGCAGAAUGUGAAGCCGUUUUAUGACAUUCUUCCACUUCUUCCACUUUAUAGGUAGAAUUGGGCCAUUUUGCUGGUUUUGUUCUAAUUGUACUGAUCUGACACUCUUGUAAUGUUUGCUUGUUGUUUGUUUGUUAUAUUUUUGUUUACUUGUUGCUGUUGUUGUUAGGUUUUUGAAAAAUCAAUAAAAAACUUUGAUGACAAAGAAAAGUCAAAGGGUGACAAAAAUAUACAGACUAUAAAGAGAGAUAGAGGUAUUAGUGAUAGGGUACAAAUAAAAAAGAGGGUCAAUAGUUAAAGGAUGAUUAAAAAUCACAAAAAGGAGUAUAAGAUAAGUGACCUUUAUCAAUACUGUCAGUUGUUCAUGUUUUUUAAAAGGGGUGUGUAAAAAGAAAAAAACACAUCGUCAUACAUUCCUGCAAAUAUGUUCACAGGCAUUUAUGUUCUAGUUACUAUUAAUAAAUAUUACAAACAUGCUUAGCUUAAAAUAUACUGUGUAUGAAUGUUUGUAAGAUUUGCAUUUCCUUCUUCUGAUGUGAAGCUUUGUCUCCAUAAAAACAACCGUCAGAAUUUCCAGUUACGUCUGCAGCAUAAUAUAACCUCACAUCCUCAUGACAACCUGCCAGACUACAGGAUGGAGACCUCCAGUGUGUUCACCUCCAACACUUCUUCUUCUCCAGGACAUCUUCAUCCUUCGUCCUGGGACUUCCAGGUUUUGACCCAGGUUGCGGUUUUAAGUUUGGGCUUUCUGCUCGGAUUCCCUGGAAACAUCGCUGUGAUCAUUCUGAAGCCGAAUAUCCACAAUCUGUCGCCUGUAAGUCAGAGUCUAAUGCUGAAUCUGGCCGUGUCGGACCUGCUCUUUCUGCUGACCAUCCCGUUCUGGAUCUAUGAUGUGCUCUUCAGUUGGACCUUUGGACUUGUGCCCUGCAAACUUCUAACAUUUUCAAUAUACUUCAGCGUUUUUGUCAGUGGAACGUCCGUGACUUUGCUAAGUGUCCAGCGCUAUCUGGUUGUUGUGAAACAACGGAAUACCUUAAAUCGUUUAGGACCAAAGCGUCUCCUGGUUCUGUUGUGGAUAACAUCAUUCAUUGCUGCCACUCCUGUUUGUGUGAUUCGACCUCUGACCUUAGAUAACCAAAGGACUUAUUGCACUUUCCAGCUCUCUACUGAAGCUCCGGCGACAGGCGUGCUCAUAGUAGAGGCCUCCAUGGGAUUCACAGCAUUGUUUAUUGUAGCUUUUUCCUACAUUAGCCUCUAUAAGAAGGUGAAUCAAGCAGGAUUAUUUAACCAUCCUCAAACAAACAGACUGGUUUCCAGCAUCAGCGUCUCUUUCUUUGUCUUGAACUUUCCUUAUUUUCUCAUUAAUGUACUGAGCGUGUUCGCAGUUUCUCUCCGUAUUCAGAGCCUCUUGGAGUUUUGCAGGAACUCACGGAACAUUUUUGCAACAAUUACCAUUUUCAACUGCUGCUUGAAUCCUUUCCUGUAUACAUUUACUUCUUGCAACUUUUGGAAGUGUACAGAAAAACGGAACUGUUGUGGCAGAAAUUCUGAUGUUUCCCAAAGUCAAAGUAACAUUAGCAUCAACAUUACUGAGAAGUAAUGAGAAGUGUGUCUUUGUUCAUGUUUAAUUGUUGCCUUGGAAACAACUGUAUAUAACUUAAAUCUGCAUUUUUAUAAGUACUCUAGCUGUAAUAAAAACAGAAAACCCUGAUUUUGAUGGUGUAUUUGCUCAUUUUGACAAAUAAGCUCUAAAUAUUUCAAAUCUCACACCAACACAGUGUGUUUCUUUAAACUUCUUUUUUGUUUAUUUUUAU
This is a messenger RNA of Oryzias melastigma (Indian medaka), 2466 nucleotides long. RefSeq names its product C-X-C chemokine receptor type 6-like. Gene Ontology annotation, cellular component: membrane. Gene Ontology annotation, biological process: G protein-coupled receptor signaling pathway; immune response. The transcript has a single exon. NCBI's taxonomy places the organism in Eukaryota, Metazoa, Chordata, Actinopteri, Beloniformes, Adrianichthyidae. Gene Ontology annotation, molecular function: G protein-coupled receptor activity. Bases 1155 to 2252 code for a protein of 365 amino acids. The record is from RefSeq and is a predicted model, not a curated record.